Molecule: messenger RNA, 7198 nt
Organism: Oryzias melastigma (Indian medaka)
Lineage: Eukaryota; Metazoa; Chordata; Actinopteri; Beloniformes; Adrianichthyidae
Gene: mark1
Product: MAP/microtubule affinity-regulating kinase 1
Exons: 18
Coding region: 913-3144 (743 amino acids)
Biological process (GO): protein phosphorylation; microtubule cytoskeleton organization; intracellular signal transduction
Cellular component (GO): cytoplasm
Molecular function (GO): tau-protein kinase activity; ATP binding; protein serine/threonine kinase activity
Source: RefSeq, a predicted model, not a curated record
CUUGAUAAAGUUCAGCCCACUGUUGUUUUCACAUCAAAAUACUUAAAAAGGAUCAUUAGUAGAACAUUCUACCACACUCACAUGCUGUUUUCUAGUAUCAAUGUAAUCAAUUUAUCUUAUUUUGAGAUUAUUUUUUAAAGAUAUAGCUCAUUACUUCAUUUGUUUGCUUUACGGCACCCCUCAGUGUUUUUAGGGAAGGGGAAAAAAAUCUUUAAUUUAUUUUAAUUUAUUUAUUUUUUUACUUUAAUGUCCCUUUAGGGGCUCCGUACGAAGGCAAAGAUACUUUAUUUGUUUUUGUUUGUUUGUUCUUCUGGUAGUUUAAAGGUUAGACAUUUAAAAUGAGGCUCAUUUUACUCAUAAAUUCAAAUGAAAAGCUAAAAACACAAAUGAAAUGAAUUAAUGUUUAUUAUUUUAUUUGUUCAAAGUUCAUUAUUUUCAGCUCAGUGUUUGUCUAAACGGCAGCAGCUGAGGAUGCUGGGAAAUGUGGAGGAUGACGCUCCGUCAGAUGAAGAUGAUGAUGAGGAGGAGGAGCUCUGACGUUAUCUCUUCCUCCUGAACUCCGCAGUGUGCUGCUGUCUGACCCGAUCACCGGCUGGAAGCCGCGAGGAGCGGGACUUUUCCCUCCCUCUCCCCUCCACCUCCUCCUCUUCCUCCUCCUCUUCAUCGCUCCUCUCCGUCUUUGUUCCGCCGCGUCUUUCCUUCCGCCUCAGACGCGCAGACGCCCGGCCCUUCCCGAGCCGCCGCCCCGGUCUCCCCCCCGCCCUCCCCUCCUCUCCCAUCAGCCGGUGAGUCUCAGCAGCUGAUCCCCGCCGAGGCGGCCUGCAUCCGGGAGAGAUGCUGUAGAGCCGCCCGGCGCAGAGGAUGCUGGUCCCGGACUGAAGGCAGAGGAAAGCCGGCCAGGGAGAGAGAAGGAUGUCGGGCAGGACGCCGCUGACCCCGGUCAGCGAGUCUGAGCAGCCCAAAUCUUCCGAGGGUCUUCCAGAACCUCCAGCUCCGCCCGUCAAGUCUUCAAGCUGCCACAGCUUGGUGCCAUGCCGCAGCUCUGUGGCGGCCAUCACGGACGAGCAGCCGCACGUGGGAAACUACCGGCUGCUGAAGACCAUUGGCAAGGGGAACUUUGCCAAAGUCAAACUGGCCAAACACACCUUGACUGGCAGAGAGGUUGCGAUCAAAAUUAUUGACAAAACUCAGCUGAAUCCCACCAGCAUGCAGAAGCUCUUCCGUGAAGUCAGUGUGAUGAAGAUGCUGAAUCACCCAAACAUCGUGAAGCUGUUUGAGGUGAUUGAGACCGAGAAGACUCUGUACCUGGUGAUGGAGUACGCCAGCGGAGGUGAAGUUUUUGACUACCUGGUGGCUCACGGGCGAAUGAAGGAGAAGGAAGCUCGUGCUAAGUUCCGCCAGAUUGUGUCUGCAGUGGAAUACUGUCACCAGAAGAGGAUCGUUCACCGGGAUCUGAAGGCAGAGAACCUCCUGCUGGAUGCCGACAUGAACAUCAAAAUCGCGGACUUUGGCUUCAGUAACGAGUUCACGCUGGGCAGUAAGCUGGACACGUUCUGCGGCUCUCCUCCUUACGCUGCACCUGAGCUCUUCCAGGGUAAAAAAUAUGACGGGCCAGAGGUGGACAUCUGGAGUUUGGGAGUGAUUCUCUACACGCUGGUCAGUGGCUCGCUGCCCUUCGAUGGACAGAACCUCAAGGAACUGAGGGAGCGGGUUCUCCGAGGAAAGUACCGAAUCCCCUUCUACAUGUCGACCGACUGUGAAAAUCUGCUGAAGAAGCUGCUGGUUCUAAACCCGGGGAAACGGGGCAGCAUGCCGCAAAUCAUGAAGGAUCGGUGGAUGAAUGCGGGGCACGAGGAGGCGGAGAUGAAGCCGUUCUCUGAACCAGAACAAGACUUCAGUGACCUGAAGCGCAUCGAGCUGAUGGAGGCCAUGGGCUUCUCCUCGAAUGAGGUGAAGAAGGCGCUGGAUGGUCAGAAAUACAACGAGGCGACUGCAACGUAUCUGCUGCUGGGGAUGAAAUCUUCAGAGUUUGAAGUCUCCGCUGAGCCUCCCUGUAACAUCCAGAGGACCCGGCCCGUCAGCGACUUUAACGGCUCCAGCCGCUCGCCUGCACACCCCCGCAUUGUGGCGACCACUCAGAAACAGCGCCGUUUCAGCGACCACGUGGCGCCCUCCAUCCCCCCGCCCGUAUCGCACACCAAGCGCUCUCAUGCCAACAGUGUGGACAGCGAGAAGAAGGACGAACCGGCGUCACCAAUGGGAGCUCAGGACCGCAGGAAGUCAGCCACAGCCUCAGGGAGCAUAAUUCGGAGAAAUACAUACGUUUAUGAGAGGAACAGCACCGAUCGACACUCAGCUGUUAUACCAAGUGUGAAGGACAACAGUCUACCUGAAGUACCUGCUGCAUCCCCUGUUCCAUCGCCGGGGGCAACCGUCUCCUCCAUACGCCCUCGACACGUCAAGUCCAUGUCAGCAUCUGGACAUCCCAUAAAGUCCAGCCUGCCUCCUAUUGACGACAACGCCGAGUAUCAGAGCUCCCAACACCCGGCUCCAUCUUCACCCUCAGCCUUCAGCGUCACCAGUAGCAGCAGCACAACGCCGGACCGCGGACGCUUCUCCCGUGGCUCCUCCAGUCGCUCCACCUUCCACGGAGCCCAGCUCAGAGAGCGUCGGCCUGCCACCUACAACGGCCCGCCGGCCUCGCCCAGCAUGCUACAGCACACCACUGCUUCGAUGGCCAUGCCGCAUCGCGGUAACUCCUCCUCCAUCAUCGGCAAGUUCACCUCAAAGUUUGUACGAAGGAGUUUCUCGGGCGAGCCCAAAGAGGAGGGCCGGGAGUCCAAACCUCGCUCUCUGCGCUUCACCUGGAGCAUGAAGACCACGUCCUCCAAGGAGGCGGGGGACAUGAUGAAGGAGAUCCGAAGGGUUCUGGACGCCAACAACUGCGACUACGAGCAGCGCGAGCGCUAUUUGCUGUUCUGCGUGCACGGAGACGCUCGCCAGGACAGUCUGGUCCAAUGGGAAAUGGAGGUGUGCAAACUGCCCCGCCUUUCACUCAACGGCGUGCGUUUUAAGAGAAUUUCCGGAACGUCUAUAGCCUUCAAAAAUAUUGCCUCUAAAGUAGCCAACGAGCUCAGACUCUGACGCGACGGAGGAGGUUCUUGAUGUGGUUUGACGGAAGGAACUGUUGACUCAAAGAAACUGUAGCCUCUUAUUCUCAACAAUCUUUGUUUCUUUCAUGUUGAUGCAGCAGAAACCAAAUCAGAAUGUUGCACAGAUAUGCAGCUGAUACUUUAGAACUCCUCAGAACCAGAACAAACUCUGUAGUGACGACGUGGAAGCUGUGCCUCAGUGUUCCCGAGCAAAACCUCAUGGACGUUCUUCACCUUCACCUGCUCCUAAAAGAAUUAGAGUUUAAAGACCCACUCCGAUCCUCUUUUGAUCUGUUUUCAAGCAGAGGUCUUUUAAUUAGGAUGAGUCCGUUUUAAGCCAAAAAAGGAAAAAAAAUGCAUUUUCUAAGACAGUUUCUGCAGAAUAGCAUUGGUUUAUUAGAAAUUUGCCUCUGAGUAGUAGACCGUUAGUGCAGAGCAACCCCGCCCCCUCUUUUCUCCUCGUUACUGAGAUUGUUCACAUGGUCUCCUAUCUAGGUUAGAGCUUCUCAUCUAUCCGGGCGUAAAGUUUUGACCCAAACUCCAUUUCAAACGAGGAAAACAAAUGUGUAGAUGAGGAGGGAAUUUGUAGCUCGCCCAGAAUAUUCUCUACAUAACAAAUACAAUCUUUUUCAAACUGUAUUUUUUUCAUCUGCUCCUGAUUCACAAUAAUUCGAAUAAAUAUAAUCUCAGAAAUCUUACUUUACUUCAAAUAUGUCCUCCAUUCUCAUAAAUACGCCCAAACGACAUGUUAAAAACACCGUUUUCCUCGGAGUGGGUCUUUAAACCUUGAGGGGAAAUCUGGGUUCCAUCUCUGCUCAUCUGCAUGUCAUCGCGUUCUUCAGCCCAUCGCCUGAUUGCAUCCUGAGGUCUGGAUGGAAACAUGAGUCUGUGCAGCCGUCCAGCAUGUGAACUAAACUGAACCCAUCUGCUCACAGCUUUCUGACACUCCAAAGCUUCUUCCUUCAGCCAAAAACCAGUUGGAGAACCAUCCAAGUCAUCUGCUAAUCAGAGACUAAAGCUUUUAUUAGACAGAGUUAGUCAACCAAAGACCAGUUCAGCCAAAAUUGUUUCACUUUGAUUCUCUUAAAAUAGCAGCAGCUUCACAUUCAGGUUCAAAACCUGCAGAAAGAGUUACAAUAAAAUUAUUCUAAAUCCACACAAACAUUUGCUUGUGACAAUAAUCCAUAAAUGUCAAUGUUUAUGACAGUCAUUUACUCAAACUUUUACUUUCUUUGCUUAAAAACAACCAAAAGACAGUAAAAUUUAGCAUCACAAAUGCAAACAGACGUGAUUGAAUAAAUAUUCUGCGUUCAGAAAUGAAUCAAAAGGAUGUGUGUUAAAGACAGACUUAAUAUGGGAACGUGCACGAGGAUAUUUUUCAUCUCCGUCCAGCAAUGACUCACUCUUUUUUUUAUUGGUGGAUCAAUCGGUCUGUUUCAAGUUUUUUUUAAUGUUAUUUAUUUAUUAUUUGUUUUCUGUCAGAAAUUACUCAAAAUAUUAAUUGUUAACAAAAUGUAUGGAACAAAAUCAGAUCAGGAAAGUCAGUAAAUAUAUUACAAAAGAACAUGUUCAAAUCCUUGAAAAACAACCAUCACUUCACAGCAACCUUUACUUAUUCUGCAGAAACAGGAGGAUUCAAUCCUGCAUCAAGAAUAAGCUUCCCACACACGAUUAUGGCAUGUCCAGGCUUCCGUAGUUUGGUUUCAUGUGGGGAGAAAACAAAAACACUUCUAAAUAAGUGAUUUCUUUGAUUUUUGGAUUUGAUUAAAAAAAAGAUUAAAGCAGGAAACUGUUGCAGCUCCAAAACAUGAAAUAGAGUUUAAUAACAUUCUGAACAAAAACAAUUCAUGUUUGAAACUGAAAGAACAAUUUCGAAAUUUCCCCCAAAAAAUGUCUUAUAUGAGUUACUGCUUAAAUCCACACAUUUUUUAUUAUUAUUUACUGAUUUAAUUUCAAACAAAUGUUGAUUUGAUUCAGAAUCGAUCUAUAACUAAAUCCAGAGACUAUUAUUUGCAGAGCCUUCAUGAUAAAAACUGACGUUAGAUCUGGAUUAGAGGCUUCAAACGUUCAGCUGCAACUGAUUCUUGAUGGAAAGUUUUUUACAUUUAUUUAUGUUUUUAGGUUUUUUCUUCUUUUCAUUUGUGAAAUGUUCAUCUCAUUCUCACUUUUGCUCUAAAACUGAAUGCAUUUCUGAGAGAAUAUUUCCAAAACAUUUUUUAGUCAAAAAUCAGAUUUGUUGAAGUUUUUUAUUCUUUCUUCUUCUUUCAUCUGUUCAUACUACUUCUGAAGCUGCGUUCACAUCGCCCUCGGCAACAUGUAACUUCUAACAAAAAGUAUAAGUAAACUGUGUUCUCAUGUUUUUGCGAACGAACAUUUUUGAGAUCUACGUACAAACCUGGUGUCCACUGGAACAUGCUUUGAGAGUUUGAACUUUAACCAAUCAGGGACUUAGAUUUAGUAGUGAUGUUCCUUUUUAGGUCACAGAAGAUAAACUUCGUUCUUUUCCAAAAGAUAAAUUCAUAAUUACUCAUCUAAAAUGUAUUCAUUUAUAUAAGAAUUGUCAAAGAAAAAGCCUGGAACGAGAUUUGUGAGAUUUGCACCGCUUCGACAUCUCACACCAAAUCUCCUCCAACUGUAGGUGGCAGAUGUGCUCAAAUAAACAGUAGAAGAAGAAACAGAAGAAGCCCCUCCUGGCUUGUCCAUUGUGAACAUUGUGGGCUAUGCUCAAGAAGGUGCUAAACGCAAGAGAAUCUGGCCACAGAGAAAAAAUAUGGCGCUCGAACAUGAAUAGCAGGAAGUCCCUCUUCCUGCCGGAGCCGGCCGCCAUAAGACAUCAUUUACGCCCAAACUCCGGUUUAAGCUUUUUUCCCCUUUGACAUACUGUAACUGCUUAUGUGAUUCACAGAGAAAAAGCAGCUUUUCACCCGAGGUGAACGGUGUAGUUAUGAAAAAUUUGAACACUUGUUAAUUUUGACUUUACAGAAAUAAAACGAUUAGAAUUCUCUGUUCCAUUUGAAGCUCAUCUUUCAGGCUAAACUGUUAAACAGUUACAGUUUAUUCACAUUUAAAAGCUUAAAAGCUGAUAGUUCUGAAAAGGUUAAAAAUGUCAUUUUUUUAAAGGGUUUCUUAAAAUGUCCUCUUACGCAACCGGCUAAAGUUCCAAAAAUCACCCCUCCGGCUAGAGAUUGUUUCUGUCUCCAUGUUGCGUGUGACCAGACGCCGCUCGCUAAACGAGCCAUCGUGAACACAAGUAUAAACUAAAGCCGGCAUUGUCCCCGGUGUGAACGUAGCUUCAGAGAAACUCAUGUUUGCUCGUUCAAACUCAGAUAAAAGCGUCAGCCGAGCUUUUAAAACAGAAGUCCCUUCAGUCAGAUCAUCAUAAAGCACUGAGACACUUACGUUGCGUCUUCAUUGCUUUUGUUGGCAUCGAUGUGUCCCAUGAGCAGAUCUGAACCCACAACUCUCAGGUCUUCUAAUAAGACAGUAGAUGAUGUUGUGACGGGACAGAGGACGUGGAUUGUGUUUGAUUGUGUUGUAGCUCUCUAACGAACACGAUGACACUGAUGCACUUGUUGAGUUCAUUUAAAACGCUAAAGGUGCUAAAUUUGUUUUUCCAGCUUUUUUCCUGCACUGCUGUGACCCCUCCACACGUCUCACGUUCAUUUGCACUAUAACUUCUGAAGUUGUCCGUUUUCUGUUUGUCGUUGACGUUCGUCUGGCUGAUGUGCUCACGGAUUGUGCAACAGCCAGCUGUUGCCUCUGUAGCGGUUCGUUGUGCGGUGCCUCUCCAGAAGAUGCUCGUGGUGUUGUGCUUCUUCACCUAGAAUGUGGACGGGAACAAAGACGUGUUUGUCCGGAUAUGUAAUCAUCACUAUGUUUGGCACUGUCCAACUGUAACUCUGAGCCUCUAACUUUAACGUAGCGUUCACCUCAGUUGUAGAUGAACCUGCAGGUGACUGACGGACCGUCAGCAGCAGGACUGUAGCAGAAGUGAAGCUGUUAUGGAUUCAUUUGGAAUAAAAAGGAGCAGUGGGAAACAUUCGAAA